Messenger RNA from Rhipicephalus sanguineus (brown dog tick), 1939 nucleotides. RefSeq names its product cytochrome P450 2C13, male-specific. NCBI's taxonomy places the organism in Eukaryota, Metazoa, Arthropoda, Arachnida, Ixodida, Ixodidae. Gene Ontology annotation, molecular function: oxidoreductase activity, acting on paired donors, with incorporation or reduction of molecular oxygen; iron ion binding; monooxygenase activity. The transcript is spliced from 7 exons. The record is from RefSeq and is a predicted model, not a curated record. Bases 211 to 1878 code for a protein of 555 amino acids.
GAAGUCGCGGUUUCUUUUUUUGAUCCGGUAGAGGGAGGCGGCCGGGGCCUGCGGAGGAGAGUCUAGUGCGACUCUACGGCGCAUUGCAAGAUCGCGAAAACCGCUGUCGCACGGUUGUUGGAAGCAAGAGUGAUACACGGAUACGAAUGCGGACGCGGAUCUUAUUUCUCAGGUUACCCUGGUAGCGCGUAACAAGGAACAGUGGCGCCCAUGUGGCUACUCCUGGUAGCCGCCUCGGGCGUUGCCUUGCUCGUCUUCCGCUGGCUCCUGGACAGGUCCCGCAAGCCGAGGCGCGGCGACGGAGACCUGCCUCCCGGACCGCAGGGACUACCCCUGGUCGGCUACUCCCUGGGGCUCAAGCCCCUGGAGCAGCUGGAUGCCCUCGCCCAAGAGUAUGGACCCGUGUUCAUGUUCCGCCUGCUCGGCAAGGACUACGUUCACCUCGGCUCGUACUCGGCCAUCCGCGAGGCCUACGUCAAGCUCGGAGACUGCUUCGUGGGUAGACCGCGAGACUCCACUGCCAUGGGCUACCUCCUUGAUCACCAAGGUAUCUCGAAUAGCGAAGGUCACGAGUGGACGGAGCACCGGCGCUUCGUGCUUCACACUCUGCGGGACUUCUGCUUCGGCAAGCUCAGCGUUCUCGACCGAGUCCAGGACGCGGCACACCGACUGGUCGGUGGAGUGGCGGCCCAGAGCGGUCGCCCUUUCGACCCGGAGCCGCUGAUCUUCGAGGCCGUGGUCGCCACCAUGGCCGGACUCUUGUUCGACGUCGAGUACGAAGACGAACAAGGCGCGGACAACAACGCGUCGCCGUCUGCUGCACCCAGAGCAGGCGACAAAAGUAACGAGAACGAACAACAGCAGACGGAUGGAGGGGCAGUGCCAGCAGACGACGCGACGAAAGCAGAAGACAGACGAGACGUGGCUCCGGCCGACGUCGAAGACGAAGCCGAUCUGGCCCGUCUGGUUCGCCUGGUUGCCAAGGCGACGCCGUUGCUCAACAAUGACGUACUGCCGCAGCUGUGGACGUGCGCUUCUCCCGUGGAGCUGAGUCCGGGCUUCUCGGAGCUCCAGCGUCUGAAGCGCGAGUUGGACGAGUUCUUGGAGCGGAUGAUCGCCGAUCACGAGCCCAGCCUGGACGAGUCCCGGCUCAGGGACUACAUGGACGUCUACCUGGACGAGCGCCGACGGGCCAUGGAGGAAGGAACGCUGCACAAGAGCACCUUCACCAUCCACCGACUGAAGACCAUCUGCGUGGACCUCCUUGUGUCCGGCACGGCGAGCAGCGUGGCGCAGCUGUGCUGGACGCUCAAGCUUCUGGCCCGGCACCCGCAGUGCCAGCGCCGGUGCCAGGACGAGAUGGACGCCGUGCUGGCCAGCGCCGACCAGCUAGGCUCGGUGUUCAGCAAGGACAACCUGCCUUUUACCGAGGCGUGCCUGUUGGAGAGCGCGCGCUUCGCCAGCGUCCACAUGGUCGCCGCACCCAGGACCAACGUCGAGGAGGCGUGUGUGUGCGGUUUCCGGGUUCCACCAGGAAGCCGGGUGCUGGCCAACCUGUGGCUGGCGCACAGGGACAGCGGGUUUUGGCGGGAACCGCACCUGUUCGACCCGACACGAUUCCUGGCCGAGGACGGCAGACCCGAAAGGAAGGACGCCUUCCUGCCGUUCGGACUUGGCAAGCGCGUUUGCAUCGGAGAGUCGCUGGCCAAGACGCAGAUGUUCGUCUUCGUCACGGAACUGCUGAAGCGGUUCACGUUCACACUUCCGGAGGAAUUCGCCACGCAAGACCUCAACUUCCGGCCUUCCCAGGGCACGCUGAGGUUUGCGGAGCCAUUUCAUCUAGUCGCCACGCCCAAGAUUCUUUCAACUACUUUGUGAAAAGAAAAAAAAAAUGUUUCGACAGAAAGAAAAAGAAAUAUAUUUAUAUUGAGGUUUUUUU